AUUGAUUUACUUGUGACUGACUGACUGUCUGUCUGUUGACGGUUGAUCUAUCCGUCUCUUCUGUUGUGUGCUGUCUAUAUAUCAUAUCCACACCGUCACUUCCCCUUCCCGUACAGUACAACAUAACCAAAACACCUUUCUUCUCUCCCUCCAAACUCCUCUGCAACAGUGCUCACCAGCAAUGAUGGACUCGUCGCUGGAUUCUCCUUCAUAUCCGGGCAAUCGGAUCGUCGCCUAUCUGGAGACCUUGGUCAAAUCUAAGUCAUAUCUGCCUUACGGACUUCCCGUCUGCGUCUCGCCUUCGCAUACCGUCACCAACACCGACACUCUCCUGCACCUAGCCACUUUAGUUGGCCCGCAUAUUGCUAUUCUACAAGUCUAUGCAGACAUCAUUGAUGACUGGUCGGAGGAGACGGUUCGCCAAUUGGUUGCCCUAGCGAGGAGACAUGGCUUCUUGAUCUGGGAGGGCGGUCGGAUCUUGAAUUCCACAGUGGACAUUGUAGGUGGACAGAAAGCAGAGACGAGAGAGGUGCGGAAUGAGACUGUUGAUAUGAUUCGCAAGAAGUAUACGAAGGGUAUCAUCAAGCCGGCCUCGUGGGCUGGCCUUUCGACAGCGUGGGCCUCCGGCGUGGCUGUGUAUAACCAGGAAGCCGACAUUCUGAUUCCUACUUUGAAGGCGGCCGCCCGCGAGGCAGUAGCAGAUGCAGCUCAGACCAUUCGUACCGAAAUCACAGCAGACAAUAACGCCAACCAUCACUCUUUCAGCGACCAUGACGCAAAUGCGACAUCGCAGCACCUCUCCGAGUACGCCGUUGACAACACUAGCGGCCUCGACCUUCCUCCUCGCAAAGCUUCCACCAUCUCCUUGACUCAAACCAUCACUCAACACACCGAAGACUCCACCGAGCUACCUUUGGAAUCUCCGCAAUACGAGCGACGUGGUUUUGAAUUCCGGUCCUUGAGCCCCGCGACCAUCCCUGAGGACUUCCCGCCCCCACCACUCAUGGCUCGUGGGUUAGUCUUGUGUCUACCAUCCUCCACGGCCAGUUCCUUCACCAAUGAUUACCGCCAAAGUUGCGUGGCUGCUGCCCGCGCCAAUCAAGAUUUCGUGGCUGGAUUCGUGUGUGGAGAGCCGUGGCACCUGGUCUCUCAAAGAAAGGACUUGUUUGGUGCGGGCGUCUCCGGCUACGGUGAAGAGCAGCAGCAACUGAGUCCAUACUCGUCAGAUGAUGACGAAGCGGUCCCUCAUUUUGCUUUGGUGUCGCCUAUCUCCCGUCGCCUCAGUGUAGUGAGUGGUCAAGGGCUGGAUGAGGUUGACGAAGACGAAGAAGAAGAGCACCAGCAGAAUGGCAUUCCCAUGCCUGAACCACCACUCCCUCUGGAUUCCCUCAACCCGCUAGCCUCCAAAUUGUUUCAGAUCACUGGUAAAGCACUGCAGCUUCGCGAAACAACCGCCCAGGAACGUGGCAACCUGCAGCUGAAGGCAGAUACAGAUAAGAGCUACCAAAUAUUGCACAUUCCUUUGGUUGUUCUGCCUUGAGGGCGUACACUCCACCAUGCUGUUUCCACAAUUUUCGUUAUCAAUUCCGUGUUCCAUUUCACAUAUCUUUCUCCUGGACAUUUACCAAAUAAUCUACCUUUCCUUCACUUCUCGUCCUUAUACAUACAUUACCACCAUCACUUUUCUUGUUGGCAUCACUAUCGCACCUAUGGAUUAUGGAGUUGAGCGCCCUGAAAAUCAUGCUGUUACCGGUCUUUCCUUUGCAUUUAUCCUGUGGCACAUUACCAGAAGCAUAAUCACCUAUCUAUCAGACCUAUCUAUCCGAAAUCAGUCACAUGUUACAAUAGACGAAUAAGAUGUACUAUCAAUCUUGUGGAUGUCG
Messenger RNA from Aspergillus fijiensis CBS 313.89, 1883 nucleotides. RefSeq lists its product as uncharacterized. Lineage: Eukaryota; Fungi; Ascomycota; Eurotiomycetes; Eurotiales; Aspergillaceae. Bases 182 to 1540 code for a protein of 452 amino acids. Gene Ontology annotation, molecular function: orotidine-5'-phosphate decarboxylase activity; orotate phosphoribosyltransferase activity. The record is from RefSeq and is a predicted model, not a curated record. Gene Ontology annotation, biological process: pyrimidine nucleobase biosynthetic process; UMP biosynthetic process. The transcript has a single exon.